GUCUCCAAUUAAGGGAAUCCCGCUGGGUUGUAAAAAUAACAGUGUUAGGCACGUCAUGUCAUUUAGAAGGCAGGUGUUUGUGUUACUAAAAGAUCCAAAUCAAGUCAUAAAUGUAGCCUGUAAUUUUAAUGUAGAAGGGACGAAUUAUGUGGUGUUCAUCAGUUCUGAGACGAUGAGGUGUUUUUACUGCAGAGAACUGGGACACCAGAGGAAAGCCUGCCCGAGAAGGAAGGCUAGAGCAAAGACAGGGCAGGAACAUGGCGAUGCUGGCGGGGAGGAAGUUGGGGGUGUUGGGGGUGAGCGGGAGGAAGAGUCGGCUCUUGCAUCACAGCCGCAGAUAAAGCCUGUGCUGACCGAGGAGGAGGAGGUGAUCCAAUUGCCAAAGGAAACCGGAGCAGAACCACCAACACCAAGGCCUCACACAAAGAGACCCAGUCGUAGUGUCACUGAUGGGUUCAGAGGAAAAUACAGCUACUACUGAGAAUGGUCAAUCGAGGAGUCAGAGGGAGCUGCGGAGGAGCGGAUUCACUGGGUUGAGCAAGAGCACAGCGUGGAAGAGAUGGAGGGGGAGAUCUCUGACUCCUCGCUUAUCUCAAAUAUCCUUGAUAGCCAACCCAUCAGUAAGAAAAAAUUAUAUAUGCUUGAGCAGAAAAAAAGCACUGCUGACCCACUCGGAGAUGACUGCCGCUGUCAAUCAGGUCUCCAGCGGAAAGGUUCCCGGGAUCGAUGGACAGCCCGUUCCCUCCCUCCUUGGCUCCUCCCCUCUUUGUUUGUCCAGGAAAGAAAAAGUGCAGUGUGAUGGGGAGGUGUUUCAGGAGCAGCAGUGAGUGAUUUCCUCUCACCUGUACCCCCAAGCAUACCCCCCUGCCCUGUCCUGCCAGUAUCAGGUAUUCCUGGAACGCAGAUUCCUGGCCUGUAUUUCACGGAACUCUUUCAGGUCGAUCACUACCAGGAAACAGAGUGCCCAUACGACACCCUACAGGGAUGAAGUGUCCAAUGCCUGUUCAAUUUCUAAAUGGGAAAAUUACUCCAGAGUUUGAGGAAUAUCGUUAUCAAGACUACAUCACAGUGCGAUCUAAAACAUUGUAUCACAAGGGCAUUUGUAUGAUCGGGAAGAGAGGAGGGAGAGAGAAGAGGGAGAGGACAAAGGAGACAACCUGGGUCAUCAUUGUGUUUAGACACAAAGAGAGGAAGUGGGAGGAUGCAAAUCAGAACAAAGUCAUUCCAACCUGCCUGCCAGUGUGUGGGAAGCUCCAUAACCGCAUACCCAAAGUGUAACGCAUUCUGGGAGGCAGCACGGCAGAGGGGCAACUUCCCCUGGCAGGUACUUCUGCUCACUGACCAGUGGAUAAUGACAGCCGCACACAACAUCUACCUGAACCAUAAAGAGCAGAGAGACAACCUGCAAGACCUUGCUCCGUCCAGCCAGAUCCACCUGGGGGACACCAAUGUGGAGAUCCUGACCUUCAUGCCUCGCCUGGAGAUCGAAGGCAUCUUUGUGCUCCCCGGCUUCCAAAAGGGGGCUUUACAGUUCAACAACGACAUUGAGCUGAUCAAGCUGUGGCACCACGUCACAGUGAAUGAGACAUUAAUGCUGCUCAGCCUCCCCGCAGAUGACUCCCUAUACCAGCCCAGAGUGAUGGGCUAUGUCUCUGACUGGGGCAUCACAGAGGGAAAUAAACUCUCCAACCAGCUCAAGAACGUGGCAUUUCCUGUGGUGGAUCUGUGCCAGUGCAGUGCCUCCAUCAACUCACAGAGGAGCCACAGGAUUGUAGACAUCCCACACCUCACUGACAACAUGUUCUGCGCAGGGAGAGUGGAGGGGGGUGAAGACACCUGCUUGGGGGACAGUGAAGGUGUCUUCACCCUGCUUAGAGGGGGCUGAGGGGGUGGGGAGGAGUUCUAUGCAGCAGGGAUUGUUUCCUAGGGAGUGAAUUGUGGGAAGAAGGGAAACUAUGGGGUUUAUACCAGAGUGGAACGAUACCUGAGCUGGAUACAGCAGACUAUCGGGGGAACAGAGACCUUCCUCUCUCCCCUCCAUCUUCUUCUUCUCCUUACUCUCACUCCCUCUCCUCUCUCCCCUCCCUAUCUAUCUCCC
Messenger RNA from Polyodon spathula (Mississippi paddlefish), 2098 nucleotides. RefSeq names its product complement C1r-A subcomponent-like. The record is from RefSeq and is a predicted model, not a curated record. The transcript has 8 exons. NCBI's taxonomy places the organism in Eukaryota, Metazoa, Chordata, Actinopteri, Acipenseriformes, Polyodontidae. Bases 1202 to 1885 code for a protein of 227 amino acids. Gene Ontology annotation, molecular function: serine-type endopeptidase activity. Gene Ontology annotation, biological process: proteolysis.